AUGUUAGAUAUUCCUAGGACUCGAUUCCAAAUAUCCCCUAAUGCGGAGCGGAAAUACUGGGGAUUCGCCUCCUCGUGUCAAGAGGUCCAAGAGCGCAACGGGCCGUUCCCAUUCUCUCUCGGCAUAAUCCCCGAGGUCUUUCGAGAUGACUUUCACAUUCCCGCAUAUCGGAACAUUGCAUCCUACGGAGGACUUCAUUUGCCAAUUGUUCCACUCCGGUAUGAUCGGCAUGAGCUGUCAUCAAAUGCCCUUUUCAGUGCCCAAGCUCUGAGUCGUGGCAUGUUUGAUUCGGUCUUUAAUGGUACAUGCCGUCUGAGAGUGCCAAUCAUCGUCUACCUGCAUAUCCAUCCUACAAUGUUAUGGAUCUGCAUCGAUGAACUGAUCAAGACGCAGGCAUCACGCCGACCUGCAGCACAUCAGAUCAUUGCUCCGUCCUCCGUCCUCCGUCCUCCAUACGAAGUCCGUAUGGAGGACGAAGGACAGAGUACAACAUCCACAAACCCUGUUGUCGUGCUUUGGUCUAGCGGGCAUACAUUCACCCUAGCCAAUUAG
Messenger RNA from Penicillium paradoxum, 552 nucleotides. RefSeq lists its product as uncharacterized. The record is from RefSeq and is a predicted model, not a curated record. The transcript has 4 exons. NCBI's taxonomy places the organism in Eukaryota, Fungi, Ascomycota, Eurotiomycetes, Eurotiales, Aspergillaceae. The coding region runs from base 1 to 552 and encodes 183 amino acids.